Molecule: messenger RNA, 627 nt
Organism: Penicillium brevicompactum
Lineage: Eukaryota; Fungi; Ascomycota; Eurotiomycetes; Eurotiales; Aspergillaceae
Product: p24 family protein
Exons: 4
Coding region: 1-627 (208 amino acids)
Biological process (GO): protein retention in ER lumen; intracellular protein transport; Golgi organization
Cellular component (GO): endoplasmic reticulum; COPII-coated ER to Golgi transport vesicle; Golgi apparatus
Source: RefSeq, a predicted model, not a curated record
AUGCGGUUUGCACUUUUCGCCGGCCUGGCCUCUUUGGUCUCAUCAGUCACCGCAACUGCCCUGACCUACAGACUCGAAGCGAACGAGAAAGCAUGCUUCUUCACAAACGUUGAUCAGAGCAACGCCAAGUUGGCAUUCUACUUCGCGGUCCAAUCCGGUGGAUCAUUCGAUGUCGACUACUCCGUAACCGCACCGGGCGGCAAGAUCGUGCUCGAUGGCACAAAGGAACGCCAGGGUGAUUUCGUCUUCACCGCGCAGAGCAUCGGCGAAUACACAUUCUGCUUCAACAACGAGAUGUCGACCUUUGCCGAGAAGAUGGUCGACUUCGAGAUCGCGGUUGAAAACGAGCAACGAGCCCAAUUGCCCUCUCGCCAGGGUGCCAGCCCCGAACAAACCUCCAGCCUGGAGGAGUCUAUCUAUAAGCUCUCCGCUCAACUCUCGACCGUCUCCCGCAACCAGAAGUACUUCCGCACUCGCGAGAACCGUAACUUCAGUACCGUGCGGAGUACCGAGCGUCGUAUCUUCAACUUCAGUGUCAUUGAGUCACUGAUGAUGAUCUCGAUGGCUGCGUUGCAAGUCUUUGUUGUGCGGUUCUUCUUCCAGGGCGCCCGGAAAGGUUACGUGUGA